Molecule: messenger RNA, 1074 nt
Organism: Aspergillus steynii IBT 23096
Lineage: Eukaryota; Fungi; Ascomycota; Eurotiomycetes; Eurotiales; Aspergillaceae
Product: maleylacetate reductase
Exons: 2
Coding region: 1-1074 (357 amino acids)
Biological process (GO): protein histidyl modification to diphthamide
Cellular component (GO): mitochondrion
Molecular function (GO): 2-(3-amino-3-carboxypropyl)histidine synthase activity; metal ion binding; maleylacetate reductase activity
Source: RefSeq, a predicted model, not a curated record
AUGGAUGCCUUCGAAUACAACGCCAACCCCGGCCGUGUCAUCUUUGGCAGCGGCACUCUCCAGAAACUGCCCGAUGAGAUCGCACGACUGAACGUCCAGGCGCCGCUGGUACUCUCGACACCACAGCAGGUUGGACAGGCCGAGAGCGUCCAGGCCGUCCUGAAGGGCCAAGUAGCCGGCAUCUUCAGCGAGGCGACCAUGCACACGCCGACGCACAUCACAGACAAAGCGCUGGAGUAUGCCCAGGCCCAGGGCGCGGACGCGGUCAUUUCCGUCGGCGGAGGCAGCACUAUUGGCCUGGGAAAGGCCAUCAGCAUCCGCUCUGGGCUACCGCAUAUCUGCAUCCCGACUACAUAUGCAGGAAGUGAAAUGACGCCGAUCUUGGGCGAAACGGCCGACGGGCUGAAGAAGACCCGCUCGGAUCCUAAGAUCCUGCCUGGCACGGUGAUCUACGAUGUCGAUUUGACCAUGACGCUGCCGACGGCGAUGAGCGCGACGAGCGGUGUUAAUGCCAUUGCUCAUGCCGUCGAGGCACUGUACGCCCGCAACACAAACCCCGUCAUCAACCUGAUGGCCAUCGAGGGCACUCGGUCCCUGGCAUCUGCUUUGCCGGAGAUCGUAGAGAACCCUGGAUCGCAAUCUGCCCGGUCCCUCGCACUGUACGGUGCUUGGCUCUGUGGAACCUGCCUCGGCAGCGUGGGGAUGUCCAUCCACCAUAAACUAUGCCAUACCCUGGGAGGAAGCUUCAACUUGCCUCAUGCAGAAACCCAUACGGCUGUCCUCCCGCAUGCCAUAUCCUACAAUGCUCCUAAGAUCCCGGAGGCCCUGAAGAAGCUGGCCGAGGCUCUUCCCGACAGCAACGGGGAUGCCAUUCACGGUCUCAACGUCCUCCUGACGAAACUGAAGGUCAAGAGGGGUCUUCACGACUUUGGAAUGAAGGAAGAAGACGUCGAUAAGGCAGCCGAUAUUGCUGUGGGCAAUCCAUACUGGAACCCGCGAGCGAUUGAGCGCACUCCAAUCCGGGAAUUGAUUCGGCGUGUUUGGGCGGGCGAACCGGCGCGAGCAGAUCUGUGA